Molecule: messenger RNA, 4188 nt
Organism: Siniperca chuatsi (mandarin fish)
Lineage: Eukaryota; Metazoa; Chordata; Actinopteri; Centrarchiformes; Sinipercidae
Gene: smyd2a
Product: SET and MYND domain containing 2a
Exons: 12
Coding region: 550-1857 (435 amino acids)
Cellular component (GO): nucleus
Molecular function (GO): protein binding
Source: RefSeq, a predicted model, not a curated record
ACAACAAAUGAACAACACCAUUGCUUAUGCACAUUAAUCAACAUCACUGCAAUCACGGCAAGCAUAUUGCGAAGUAGGUCAUGUACAAUGCAGGCAAUUAACACAAAACAAUGUUAAGCAGACAACCAGCACAGGCACUUAAAACAUGACAACAUACAUCACAUCACAUUACAUUACAGAAGACACAGGCUGUGUAAAAGCAGAAGGGACGCAAUCUGACAAACAAACAAAAAGCCAAGCAAAUGCAGGCAAGGUAAGCAUGCAGUGAGCAGGUGUGAUGGCAGGUCUGUCUGCUUUUAUAUCAGGACAUCCAGCUACAGCGCAUCUGUUCACCACAGAGUCCAUCAGUGCAUGCAUUAGUUACUGUACACUGUACAGUGGCUGCAUGUCUGUGUCGUCGCCUCUCCAGCAGGGGGCGAUGAGAGCCGCACCGGACACGCAGAGGACCGGAGAGGAAGAACGGGUACCGACAGAAGCUGAUCAGAUUCCUCAGCACACACAGGUGGUGGUCGGUAGUAUCUGACCGGAGAACCGUAAGCAGAACAAACCAUGAAGAACGAAGGUAUAGAGGGGACGGAGAGGUUCCUGAGCCCGGGCAGUGGCAGAGGCUUGCGGGCGGUGAGGCACUUCGCGGUGGGGGAGCUGGUGUUCGCCUGCCCUGCCUACUCCUACGUGUUGACAGUGAAUGAGAGGGGAGCGCACUGUGAGCACUGCUUCACCAGGAGAGAAGACCUUUUUAAAUGUGGCAAAUGUAAGCAGGCCUACUACUGCAAUGUUGACUGUCAGAGAGGUGAUUGGCCAAUGCAUAAGCUGGAGUGUGUAGCUAUGUGUGCCUAUGGGGAAAACUGGUGUCCAUCAGAGACCGUCAGACUGGUGGCUAGACUCAUCGUGAAACAGAGAGUCACAACAGAGCGCACCCCUUCAGAAAGGCUGCUACUGCUCAAAGAGUUUGAAUCUCAUUUAGAUAAGAUGGACAGUGAGAAGGAGGAGAUGAACCAAGCAGACAUAGCAGCACUGCACCACUUCUACUCCAGACACAUCAGUGACCUCCCCGACGAACAGGCCCUCACUGAGCUCUUUGCACAGGUUAACUGUAAUGGUUUUACCAUAGAGGAUGAGGAGCUCUCCCAUCUGGGAUCAGCUAUUUUUCCUGAUGUAGCACUGAUGAAUCACAGCUGUAGUCCUAAUGUCAUAGUGACCUAUAAAGGCACAGUGGCUGAGGUCAGAGCUGUUCAAGAGAUAAACCCUGGAGACGAGAUCUUUAACAGUUACAUAGACCUGCUCUAUCCAACAGAGGACAGGAAAGAGAGGUUGUUAGAUUCCUACUUCUUCACAUGCCAGUGUACUGAGUGCACCUCCAAGUCCAAGGAUAAAGAAAAAAUGGAGAUCAGGAAGCUGAGUUCUCCACCAGAGCCAGAGGAAGUCCGAUCCAUGGUCCGUUACGCCAAGAAUGUCAUCGAGGAGUUCAGGAGAGCCAAACACUACAAGACCCCCAGUGAGCUGCUGGAGAUGUGUGAGCUUAGCCAGGAGAAGAUGGGAGCCAUAUUUGCAGACACCAACGUCUACAUGCUGCACAUGAUGUAUCAGGCCAUGGGUGUCUGUCUCUACAUGCAGGACUGGGAAGGAGCUAUGAGCUACGGAGAGAAGAUCAUUCAGCCAUAUAGUGUUCACUACCCAGCAUACUCUCUAAAUGUGGCAUCUAUGUAUCUGAAACUGGGACGUCUGUAUUUGGGGCUGGAGAAGAAGACACAAGGAGUCAAAGCUCUGAAGAAGGCAGCUGCCAUCAUGGAGGUGGCUCAUGGGAAAGAUCACCAUUAUGUAGCGGAAGUCAAACGAGAAAUUGAGGAGCAGAAGUAAACAAGGUGCAGCAGGAGGAGCAAAAUGAUUAAAGCAACAACAACAAAAAUACACAUCACAACUGCAUGCCAUGCAUCUUAUUCCUCUCCGUUUUCCGUCGCCCAUUCUUUUGUUUUUCAUGCCUCUUUAGGCAGGGUUUCUUUUUCUUCAUGUCUACCGUCAACAUAUUCUGGCUGAGGAUGACCGAGUUUUGCAUCUGCGGCUGCCCACUGCCUGUCAGACCUGGAGUUAAAAGCAGACAAAUUGGGGUUAAAAUGUUUGGAAUGAAAGAAGUGUUAGAAAUACUCACUGUUCUAACCUUGAACUUCAUUUGAAUGUGUUGUUUUCUGUAUGCUGAAACUCAUUAAACCCAUUCAACAGGAUCACAUCAGUGGAAAAAAGAAAAACUUUAACACAGCCUCUCAGAAGAAACAAAGCUUUCAUGUGACAGCUACGUAAGAUCCAUUUUCUGGCGUGACAUUUUGCCCAGUUUUUCUUUCCUUGUGAGUCUGAAAUCAUUCAUUGUGUUCUGUAGACCUAUCAAACAGACAUUUAUGUCUUUGGCACAGUUUUAGCUGCACAGCUGUGCUCCAGAGCAGUUCAUGAUUUGGACUUCUGUACAAACUGGUGAGUAGUUGUUAUGAAGGGCAUUACUACUUAUUCACAGCCAAGGCAUUUUAAUUCUAUCAAAUAUUCAGCACCAGAGUUUCUGGCUUCAUUGUUUCUUGUUUAAACUGUGAAAAAAUUAUGACUGACCAUGCGUCAGGUACUCUGUAGCAACGGAGAAGAGAAUGCAAAGAACUAUUCCUGAAUGAAUAACCAGAGUUUUGAUUGGCUUGUCUUACAGUAUGUUUUGCUUGUAAAGAACCAGAAAAGGUGUUGCACGUGUUAUUGUUUAUGUUGUGUGUUUUUUGUUUUUUUCAUAUGAGGCUUGUUGACCAAAAGGGCCACAGGUUUAACUGACAAGGAACCAGCUAUAAUUCUCUAUUCACAGUGUAUCCUUAAACAGGGGUGCUGAUCUGAGGCCAGUUUGCCUCUUAAGUCAGAGUGAAGACAUUGGUACUAUGAUCCUGGAUCAGAGCCCCUUUGCUCUCAGGAAAAAAGGCGCAACACUGUAGCUUUUGUUGCCUUUUGUCAAGAGAUACAUUAUUGUACCUUUUUUUUUUAGUGUUUUCUUAGAAGCAUCAUGAAUCCAGAUUGUCAUUACCCUGGGAAGGAAAUCACCUUAGCAGCAGUGGACAGAAUAUUAAAAUACAGUAUAACUUUGUAGGAUAUACCUUUUUACAUACAAGUGAUAACGAGGGCGGUUAUCAUCCUCAACAUACACUUUUAAUUUUAUAAUCAACAAGAAUGAAUCAAAUGUUUUUCAUCCCCCUUGCUGACAACGAGGUUGGUCAUAAAUGCUGGAAGUGUUGCCUGUGUUUGAUGGUUUUAAAUGACCCUGAAAUCGUGUAGGAGGAGGAGCAGUUACAGGUCGUACAACUAGUUUUUUCUCUGCUGCAGAUUGUGUGAUGGAGGCUUUAAAAAGUUGAAAGUUAAGGCAAUGCAAAGAUCAUCACCUGGUUCUUGUUGCAGUCAGAUUUUGUACAUUUUUUUGUGACAAAGUGAAAGCAAAACCUGUAUGCACAUUUUGUUUAAUUUUAUCAGUUUCUGUCAGUGGACCGUUUUGCUGCGUGCAGUCUUCACACCAUGCACCACUAGAGGAACUGAAGAUCUAAUUCCUUCCUUCUUUUUAAUGCCUGUAGCUUCUCCCUCUCGUUUACCGUGAAUCCAGUUUUAUGCACCACAUGAAUGUGGGUUACUGAGGGGUAGAAAUAGCCCAUUGUUAUGAGUUGCCUGUGAUCGUAUUUGUAGCAACUCCUGCAUAGGUGACUCUUUUUGUCACCUGUAAAACUGCAUCGAGAAGGUGCCUGCCUUACAGCUUUGCAUAGGUAAUACAAAAGCACCAAUGAGCAGCUCUGUUCCACAUGUUUAUUUUUUGUGUAUGUUUUUACAAAGGAAAGACAGAAAAAAGGUUUGUAGACUGGUUUGCACAAACCAAAAAAACAUCUAAACCCUCUGUUUGCCAGAUUUGAACACUAUGAUUUGUUUUCUUUUUUCUGUGAUGUCAUGAAAGAUAAAACCUGUGGCACAACGGUUAAAAGAGUAAAUCCAUACUCAUGCUGCACAUGUAAAACCAGAUGAAAGGCCACCUAGAUGAUGUUUUCUACAGUUUCUGUAAUGAACUGUUACUUUAUCAGGCAUGAAUGUUAUUCUGUUGGAAUGCAUAACUAAAACCUGAGCCUCUGAUUCUUUCUGUAUCAUGUCAGUGGAACUCAAUAAAUGACAGUAUGACACUUGCUUUGUUAUAUA